CUCUUAAUUGUCGCUUGCACUCUCUCUCUCUCUCUCUCUCUCUCUCUCUCUCUCUCUCAUAUGGAACGAAACUUACAACCUAAGUGGGAAUCCAAGGUUUCUACAACUCUAACACAUGCUAGUGCAGGCCAAAUAUGGCCUCUUUUCAAGGACUUCUUCAACCUACACAAAUGGUUCCCAAGCCUACCCACUUGUUAUGGGAUCCACGGUACCAACGGUGAGGUGGGUUGCAUCCGGUACUGCUCCGGCUUUGAACUCCCAUCCGAGGACGGUGUCAACUCCAUCAGCUGGUCCACAGAGAGGUUGAUAGCCACUGAUCCUAUUGAUCGGAUCAUCGCCUACGAGAUCGUUGACUCCAACACCGGGUUCAAGUCGUACGUUUCAAAGGUCAAGAUCGUUCCUACAGGAGACGAUGGUCAAGAUCUGGGGUGCGUGAUCGAGUGGUCAUUUUCUGUCGAGCCGGUGGAAGGAUGGGUGUUGGAAGAUUUGGUGAAGAAAUAUGAAUAUGGGCUGCAGGGGAUGGCUAAGAAAAUGGAGGAUGCAAUAAGGAGCACAGAACAAGGUCAAGGAGAGUAGUAGUUGUUUUUGAGCAGUAGUUGGCUACGCGGAAUGCUGUUUGGCUACGCGGAAGAUUUGCUGUUUGUCCCUUUCUUUUGUUAAAGCAUGAUACAUAUGGCUAUUCAAGUACUAAAGAACACGAAAACAUCCAACUAAUGCUUUGAUACCAAA
Rhododendron vialii is the source of this 729-nucleotide messenger RNA. RefSeq names its product lachrymatory-factor synthase-like. The coding region runs from base 61 to 576 and encodes 171 amino acids. The transcript has a single exon. The record is from RefSeq and is a predicted model, not a curated record. Lineage: Eukaryota; Viridiplantae; Streptophyta; Magnoliopsida; Ericales; Ericaceae.